Messenger RNA from Bicyclus anynana (squinting bush brown), 4161 nucleotides. RefSeq names its product radial spoke head 10 homolog B. Bases 1764 to 4082 code for a protein of 772 amino acids. The record is from RefSeq and is a predicted model, not a curated record. Lineage: Eukaryota; Metazoa; Arthropoda; Insecta; Lepidoptera; Nymphalidae. The transcript is spliced from 10 exons.
GCGGCCAGUUUAAAGUUUUAUAAUUUCUAAAUCGGCUUAGGUCUAGUGUGGUGGUAGGCAUUAAGCCGUGGCUAGCUACCACCCUACAGACAAAGGCGUACUGCCAAGCAAUUUAGCGUUUCGGUACGAUGCGAUGUUGCGUAAAAACCAUCGGAUUAGAAUGAAUAAACUUGUACUCUUCCAAAUAAGCCAGCUUCCAUGUUUGACUGCAUCGUCACUUAACAUCAGGUGUGAUCGCAGUCAAAAGUUAUUAAAGAAAAAAAAUACAUACAGUUAAUAGUUUAGGAGUCUAUAGGCGAACUAUUCGGUCACGCAACGCCUUGUAUACCUACCUACUAAUUACGAUUUGGAUCACUGAGAACUGUAACAUGUAAUAUUAAUUGUUACCGAGUUCUAUUCUACCGAUAUGCAGUAUUUCCGAAUAAGUAUGUCAAGUUAGUGCAAUAUCCGGUCAUAUUUCAAUUUAUAUAAAGGUGGUCAAGUUUUUACCCAUUUCCCGCGUUUACGUUACAGUAUUCUGAGAUAUUCAUGUCUACCUUUAUUCUUUUGUUUAUUAUAAGUUAUACAAUGGUGUCCAAGGUAAUAAUUAUUAUCCUUGUCCUCUGUUUUAUGAGUAUAAGCUUCGGAUACGAUGAAACCACUGAGAGGUCAUCAGAUAACAGGAAGACUGCUUCGAUGGAAAUUAAAACAAGUUCGGAACAAAAUGACCGGAGUGAGGCUCCACCUUGGCGACCUCGGGAUCCAUGGAAAUUAUGGCAAUUGGAUCGCAGUAUAAUAAACGAGGGUCUACGCGCUUCUGAUUUGGAUAGCGCAUCAAGAAAACUUCAAUAUAGCGACGAAAUCGCCUACAGGCCCAGACGAAAACUAAAAAAUAAGAUAAAAUUACUUGUUAAAAUACAACAAUAUGAAUAGUAUAUUUUGUAGUGUUUUUGUCAUUAUAUACCUACCUAGGUAUGUAUCCACCUCUAACCAACGUAAGAAAAAAGUCGGUUCUUUGCUGUCUGCACGAUAUUAAUGUCUAAGAUGUCAGGAAUAGAAAGCAGGAGACAUGAGAGAUUCAUUUAUAAGAGUUAAUUUAGUUGUAUAAGUAACUGACUAUCUCGACUACCUAUAUAACAAGUCUUCCUUUUCUUCCUCUUUUAAAAAAGUCCAAAUUAAAAACAGUUAUGUCGUUUAUAUUGUCUUUGCUGUCUCCUAUCCCUAUAAAUUAAUUUACUCUUUGCCUAUGUCAGUGACAAAAAUGUGUCAUCAACUUCAUCAAUCGCUAUAAAUUGAUAUUUUGUAGUUUAUAACUGAACUGUGUGUUAAAAGGGUAAGGAUCAAGACAAUUUAUUUAAUCCGUGAAAUAGUAUUCAUCAUCAUGGUAGGUAUUUAUUCAUCAUCAUGAUUAAAUCAGCCCAUGGAAUGCCGAUGAACAUGGGCCUUUUGUAGGGCCAAACUUCCAAACACCAAUUUUUUGUGUCGGCGAUUAGUGACUCGCUGGAUGUCGUCAGUCCACCUGGUGGAGGGUCGACCAACACUGCACUUUUUGGUGCGUGGUCGCCAUUUCAACACCUUGGGACCCAAACGUCUAUCGGAACUUCGAACGUUGUACAUCGGCCGUUGCCACUUCAGCUGCAGCUUCUUGAUUUAGGUACAAAAAUCUCGUCGUUAACGUAAUUUAUUGUAAAAAUUAUACUUUAUAGAUAACGAGCAGUUUCAACAAACGUUAUUAAUUGAAACCUAUAGGUUGAAUUAAUGUAGAUACAGAGAAAGACAAUACAAUGUUUUACAUCGACUCUCAAAGAACCCUAACUAGACGAGAUAGUUCAGUUAUAGUCACAAGAAUCCAAAAUAGAAAGGAAUCAGAAGUCCCGUUUGCGACACGUGCUACAUCUACGGGUCGACUUAUUAGUGAUUCUGGAACAUCUCUUGGAUGUAGACCAAGUGGGUCCGUUCGAAAAGAAAUUAUAACAUAUUUUUUCGAGUCGAUGCUGGACAAUAUUGUAGAGUCUUGGGAAGUAAUUGAACAGCCAAAGAACGAGGAUAUUAAUAUUGAUAUUGGCAAGACAGUCAGUGAAAUAACGGUCACUAGUAAGAAAAAGAAGACAACGGCUAAACCAUCUAAAUCAAGAAAGAGCCGGUCUAAAAUAGAAUUAAACGAAACUAAUACACUGAGCGAUUCAAUGCAAAUAUGUUGGUGGACAGGAUCCGAUGAAAAAGCGAUCAUUCGAUUUCGAAACGGGAACAUCUAUGAAGGCAAUAUUUCUAUGAAAUGCAUGCACGGAGAGGGGCGUUUUCAAUGGGCAGACGGAACUGUUUACUUGGGUCAAUUUGUGGAAAAUGAAAUUAAAGGAAAAGGCAUAAUUCAAUGGAAAGAUGACACAUGGUAUGAAGGCGAUUUUGCUGGAAAUCUUCGUCAUGGUAGAGGUCUAUAUGUGGAUUCACGGAAACAAUGUUCUUAUGCCGGGACUUGGCAUUAUGGUACAAAACAUGCCGAUGGAGUUAUUUAUUUCCCAGGAUCUUCGAAAAAUUCUUACGAUGGCCAGUGGGUUUAUAACGUACGUCACGGAUUCGGGAGUCGAGAAUAUUGCCAAAUGAGUGGAUACAAAGGAGAGUGGACCCAAAACGUGCGAUGUGGAAAAGGCUUAAUGAUAUGGGCAAAUCACGAUUUUUAUAGAGGAGAAUGGGAAAAUGGCGUGAUGUCCGGAUAUGGAUUUUACAUUUGGGGUGCCUACUAUAAUAAUACAAUGUCUUUGCCCUCUCUGUGCGCUUAUCGUGGAUUUUGGGAAAAGGGUAAACGCCAUGGUUAUGGUUUAUUGAAUUUGGGUUACGGGUUAGGCUCUUACUAUAAAGGUGAGUUCAAAGACAAUAAAAAGCAUGGUGUUGGCAAAUUUGUGACCAACAACGGACUUAUAUUACAACACAAACAUUUAUUUGUCGAUGACAACGUGGGAGUCAUGACGCAAGAACAAAACGCUGAAAUCGCCAUUGAUAAAUACACUCAAAUUGUAGAACCUUUCGCUUUUGACCUAUGCGAUAGCUCUGUCGGCCUCGUUUACCACGUAGAACAAGUAAUUAAAAACAUUGAUAAAAAGCAAGAAACCCUAAAGGAAAUAGUCAAAGAAUUUAUGGAAGCUAACAAAAUUCCCACGUUGAGUUUUAAUGACGAAACUCAAGAUAAUAUAAUUUCAAUAAAUUUUCGAGACAUAAUAGACUUCGAAGUAAGUUCUCUAAUUAAAGCACUAAGGUGUUAUGAGAUUAAUUUGAAUAACAUAUACUAUCAGUAUUCCACUAUAUGCAACAAGGAAGAGAUAAAUUUUACGCCAAUUCUGAUUCGUUUAUUUUUAUGGCAAUUGUAUUAUGAUUGCAACAUACAUGACAAAGGUCUUACUCUCGUAGAAAUUGAUAGAGCAUUUCAUGAGAAUACACAGUGGCUUUCAAGAUCGCCUCACAACCCGUUUGAGAAAAUAUAUUUCUGGCAAUUCCAACAUAGCCUAAUAGUUGUUGCUAGUAAAUUGUAUGCAAAAAGGAAAUUGCCUGGGAAAAAGCCGGACACUAUGUUGGCUAGUGCAUUUAGAUUUUUUAUGGAAAAAGAUGUAUUGCCUGGAGUAGGGCGCAAAAAAGGCAAACUCGCGGAAGGAUACGGUUCGUUCGUGUCCCUGAAAGGACUCUACGGGUUAUACCACAGUUUGGGCGAACCCUGUACAAUAAGAACAUUUUUAUCUGCCGUUCGACAUGCACCACAUGAAAUCCAUCAAAACAAACCGGAACUUGUGAAUUACGGGUGCAAUAAACUGGGAAGAAAUGUUUACAUUUUUGGUGACGAAAUUAGUUAUAUUGAUGAUGAUCCCAUGAAAUCAAAUAGAGAAAACUUCAGCCGUAAUCAUCCCCUGAAAUUGUUCAAUAUAGGCAAUAUGUCUACCAAGUCUAUAAUAAAUGUAUUUUGGCGAAUAUUCCCCCAAGUAUGCAGUGGAAAGAACAUAAUGGAUUUGAAUGUCGAGAUGACAUUUUUCGAGUUUUUUCAAGCGCUUAUCGAAUGUGCUGAGGAAAGUAUACACAUCGCGGACGAAGAGCUUAAAAUGCAAGAUAAACUUUUGUAAAUAUAGUGACUUACUCGUACCUAUGCCGUUGCCAGAGUACCUAAUUUAUAAAUGGUCCAUUUACAAAAUAAAGACCUAU